Molecule: messenger RNA, 2070 nt
Organism: Boleophthalmus pectinirostris (great blue-spotted mudskipper)
Lineage: Eukaryota; Metazoa; Chordata; Actinopteri; Gobiiformes; Gobiidae
Gene: emb
Product: embigin
Exons: 9
Coding region: 80-1060 (326 amino acids)
Biological process (GO): cell-cell adhesion
Cellular component (GO): cell-cell junction
Molecular function (GO): cell adhesion molecule binding
Source: RefSeq, a predicted model, not a curated record
UAGACGAUGCACCAACGACCACAGCGAAGAGAGGACAUCAACGCAUGGGACAUAUAUAGAGGACACUGCCACCACAACUAUGUCUGCUUCUUAUACGCACCUGUCCUGCCAACUGCUCUUGCUGCUAAUGGUCUGCAGACACGUCAAUACAAAUCUUCUUUUGGUUUCAGAGAACACCACGGUUAUAACUGAGCCGCCUGUAGAGACCUCCGGUCCCAACACUCCCCCCGUGGCGCCUCUGACCCCACUGCAAACUGGACAAAAGAGUGUGGUACUCACAGGAGAAAAUCAUACAGAAAAGGUUGAAGUGGUCAAUCCCGUGACACUAAACCUUGAGUGUGCCUGGACUGGGAACAACAAAAGGCUGCCAAACAUAACCGGAUACUGGACGAAAGAUGGGAAGACAAUUGAGACCAGUUAUUCCAAUAUUCAACUGCAAAAUGGCCGCUACUAUCUGAGGAGAGAGUUCAGCAUUAUGAAUGAAGAAGACUUAGGAACGUACUCAUGCAUUUUCGAUCCCAAAGCCAAAGUUGACUUCAUUUUAGCAGCUCCAUAUCUGGGUGAGGUGCGGGAUAAGCCCAUAGUGAGUUAUGUGGGUGACUCUGUGGUCAUGAUCUGUAAAAUGGACGAGAAGAAACCCAAGCCUUUAAGUUGGAACUGGUACAAACAGAAUGGGACCAAUAAGGUGAAAAUUGAGGUUGAUUCACCUGGUCAUCGCUAUAAAAUCACCAAAGAUGAGAAGAAGGCAAAGUUGGUGGUGCAUAACUUGACAGAGUCUGACUCUGGGCUGUAUUACUGUGGAGCUGUGUAUGGCAUUGGAACAUCUGUGGGCUACUUGCAGCUCAGAGUCAUCACCUACUUCGAGCCUCUCAAGCCCUUCAUUGGUAUUCUCGUGGAGGUCCUGGUCCUGGUGGCUGUAAUCCUGAUAUAUGAAAAGACAGGCUCCAAAAAAGAUGACCAGUCAGGAGCUGAAGGAAACCCUGACCAAAAUACAAAUCAACUGCACGGAGAGAACGCAGCGGCAGAUGGACGCUCAUCUACAAGACAGAGAAAGGUUUAAAAGGAAGAACAUUCAAGUUUUGGAUCGAUUGCUUCUAUCACUGUCUGUUACAUUAAGCAAUAACACUCAAGCCGUUUCUUAAAACACUAAACUUCCUAUGAGAGUAGCAAUAUAAUAAAUGCAACUAAGUGACUUAUUAAAGGUGCAAUAUGUGUCAUUUUCCUUUGGGGAGAUCCGCCAUCUGCUUGUUUCCACUGAGAUGCAUUUCUGGAAUUGUCCACUGUAUGGCAUUAAGCUCGUCUAGCUUUAUACUAUUUGUGUUUUUUUUAAUUUAAUAUUUAAUUUAACGGGUUGCCUUUCCACAGAUCUGACCUCUAAUUUGGUUUGUAAUUUGGCAGGGUUCACCUGCUUGGAUCCAUGAAUAUAGAAAUGUUUAAAGCACACCUAUUAUGCAAAAUCAACUUUUUAGAGCUUUUAACCAUGUUGUUUCCCAGAGCAUUUAUUCACCUGAAGUUGCAAAGCAUAAGUUGUUUUAAAUUAAUAUUGCAAUUUAAAAUGUGUAACAUAAUGAUCAAUUGCUGUCAUAGAAUAUAACUACUGUAUAAACCAAAUAUAGGCACAAUAGGUCUUCUUUAAAGCCAUACUGUGGGAAAUCUCCAUGGAGACCAAGGUGAUAACUGACCCUCCACCAAAAAAGUUACAUAGUGCACCUUUAUAUACAACAGCAUAAUAUAACAGUAUAAUACAAAAGGUUUUCCAUGUUUAUUUUCACCGUGAGCAAUAUUUGAUGGGCUAUAAAUCUAUAUUUACUCUCUACUGUAUUGGUCCCUAAAAUGGCUGCUGUAACAAAGCCUCAACCAGAGUAUAUCACUUAUUUGAGCAGUGCCUUACUCACAGCAACAAUCCAGGUUAUUCUUGUGGUAGUAAACAACUAGUUUUCCCCUUGUACUGUGCCUAUAUCUAUUCUUCUGUUGUAUGUCUAUCAACUUAAGUAUUUGUAUAAUAUUGUAUUGCUUCUGUGUAUUAUGAAUAAUCAAUCACUGUAACAGAAACUAAUUAAAAUAUAUUAC